CAGGUUGUAGUCACCUGCUAACGUUGCCGACCUUCGUUAACUUAACGCGAGUUCACCAGUAUGUCUCUAUUAAGAGGUGUGUUUAUCGUGUCGGCCACGCGGACGCCGUUUGGUACGUACGGCGGUGUCCUUAAAGACCACAGCGCCACCGAUCUGGCAGAACACGCCGCCAAAGCUGCGCUCGCCGCCGGGAAUGUGGCCCCAGAGCUGGUCAACACUGUUAUUAUGGGAAACGUCAUGCAGAGUUCUGCGGAUGCUCCCUACAUUGCGCGUCACGUAGGCCUGCGUUGUGGCGUUCCCAUCCCAGUGCCUGCACUGACUGUCAACCGCCUCUGUGGGUCAGGCUUUCAGGCUAUUAUCAGUGGAGCACAGGAGAUCUGUCUGAGAGAGGCUGAGGUGGCACUGUGUGGAGGCUCAGAGAGCAUGAGCCAGGCCCCCUACGCCGUGCGCAACAUUCGCUUCGGAACCAAGUUCGGCUUCGACCUCAAGCUGGAGGACACGCUGUGGGCGGGGCUAACGGACUUGCACGUGAAGAUUCCGAUGGGCAUCACGGCGGAAAACCUGGCAGAGAAAUACCAGAUCACCAGAGAGGACUGCGACCAGUACGCCCACCAGACCCAGCAGAGAUGGAAAGCAGCUCACGAGGGGGGGCACUUCACUGCCGAGAUCGCGCCCAUCGAUGUAAAGGCGAAAAAGGGCAAGGUGCCAAUGACGCACGACGAGCACCCGCGUCCCCAGACCACCCUGGAGCAGAUGGCGAAACUGCCACCUGUCUUCAAAAAAGGAGGCACAGUCACUGCUGCGAAUGCCUCUGGCGUGUCUGACGGUGCCGCCGCCGUGGUGAUAGCCAGUGAGGACGCCGUAAAGCAACACAACCUCACCCCAUUGGCCAGAAUUGUUGCCUAUCACGCCUCGGGCUGCGAUCCUAGCAUCAUGGGCAUCGGCCCUGUUCCUGCCAUCACAGAGGCGCUGAAAAAAGCAGGCCUCUCUCUGAAAGACAUGGAUCUCGUUGAGGUGAACGAGGCGUUUGCUCCGCAGUACCUGUCGGUGGCCAAGGCUCUCGGUCUGGACCCCGAGAAGAGUAACGUUAAUGGGGGAGCCAUCGCCAUCGGACACCCACUGGGAGCGUCUGGAACUCGCAUCACUGCACACCUUGUCCACGAACUCAGGCGACGAGGUGGGAAGUACGCAGUGGGGUCGGCCUGUAUCGGUGGAGGACAGGGCAUCGCUAUCAUCCUUGAAAACACACACUGACGAACACACUCACACGAACUUACAAUCUCACACACUCACACACAC
Chanos chanos (milkfish) is the source of this 1299-nucleotide messenger RNA. It is a transcript of the gene acaa2, whose product is annotated as acetyl-CoA acyltransferase 2. The record is from RefSeq and is a predicted model, not a curated record. NCBI's taxonomy places the organism in Eukaryota, Metazoa, Chordata, Actinopteri, Gonorynchiformes, Chanidae. Gene Ontology annotation, molecular function: acetyl-CoA C-acetyltransferase activity. The coding region runs from base 61 to 1254 and encodes 397 amino acids. Gene Ontology annotation, biological process: fatty acid beta-oxidation. The transcript is spliced from 10 exons. Gene Ontology annotation, cellular component: mitochondrion.